Molecule: messenger RNA, 2809 nt
Organism: Homarus americanus (American lobster)
Lineage: Eukaryota; Metazoa; Arthropoda; Malacostraca; Decapoda; Nephropidae
Exons: 8
Coding region: 350-2386 (678 amino acids)
Cellular component (GO): extracellular matrix; membrane
Molecular function (GO): hydrolase activity, acting on glycosyl bonds
Source: RefSeq, a predicted model, not a curated record
ACAACUACGCCCUGCCCUGGCCCCACUAGUGUUGCUGUAUCCUUGUGCUCGUCCACACGUCUCUGUUCCUCUUUCAUUAUUCACCGUGAAGAAUAAAACUUAUGCUACUCACACGUUGCAUAACUGCAUAAUGAGAGUGUAUGGGAUAAUUUAAAUCGUAGAUAUUUUGUGUUUUCUGAGUAAUUAUAAUAGACAUGUACUCCCAGCAUCACAGCUGAAAGGACAUCCGACUUAAUAUCCAUCUCAGAAUCUUGUCACAGUGGUCGCGAACUCUGAUGAACAAAUAACUAUAACUUUUAGUUUUGUGAUAAUAGAAAACUGAAUAGCAACAGAAAGACACCAACCGGUCAUGAAAAUCGAGGUGAUAUUUCAGAUUCUCGUGCAUGGCGCUUGUUUAUAUGUUAGGAACGAGGCUACGCAUAAAGUGAAUCGCAAUAAUGGUUAUAUUAUUAUUAACCAAAAUCACCUACAAAAAUGCAAAUCCUACACUGACAUUUUGAGACUAAUGGAAGAUACACAUAGAGAUCUUUACAACCUUCACACAAACUCCACCAACAACGACAUGAAAACAAACAUAGCCAGAAAUCACCGUCGUUUAAAUAACAGAGCCGCGCAAUGGAUUAGGAAGUUUCAAAGUCAACUUCUACGGAUAGAGAAACUCUGUAACUUAACUGAGCCGCUGGACCAUAUCUUAGAAAAACAACAUAACGUCAUGAACCCCAGUAGCACCCGUUCACAGUUAACAAGGAAGUACUUCCCUUGCGUGAGGGCUAGCAACACGUUGGGUAAUUUUCACAAGCGGAACUACAAGAUGCGGGUGAGUGUGUUGGCCUCAGAGCUUUUAAGGGUGGUAUCCAGAAGCCGAGGAGCAACUGUACCUGAAGGAGAAACCAAGACGUUGUUACUGAAGGUGCUUCGUCUUAAACAACAGAAACCUAGUACGCUACACCUUCAGGAUACAGGCGCGUGGAACAGGGUGAGCAGUGUGAAGAUGAGGAGCGUGGUAGAGGUAGGAGUGAAGGAGGUCGUUAGGGAAGUGCCACCCACUUUCCUGAGUGUGGCGCUGGGUCCGCGUCUCAUACAACACAACUGGUUCAACUUCAACCUAAGCUCUCCCCUGGUGUUGACCCUGACUCGCGCCCUCGCCCCCGCUAUCCUAAGGAUGGGAGGGUCAGCAGCCAAUUUCCUGACCUACGACCCCACAUUGCAGGACUUUUCCCCGCAUAGAAGAGACAACAGCGUCUCUUCUUUCUCACGUGACGACUUGGGGCCCGUGCAAGCCCCUCAACGUCCCCCUCCCGCGGCCAUCGCACCCCAGAAUGUGGAACUAGUCAGGGAGGUGACUGGUGGAGGCGUAAGUGUAGAAUCAAGUCUCCAUACCACAACACAGAGAGCCCCACAACCUGACCACACUUCCCAAAACAAUACACAUGACACCAAACACAGUGACCGCAUUCUUCCCACACAUCACACCCACCAUUCGAGCAGUACUCCCCACACACGUCUCUCUAACCUCAGUCACAGAACCCGUCACGAAAACUUCACACACAAGGAAAUUAACUCACUUUCCACAGACGACAGACACAGUGAGAAUAAGGGCAGGGGUAAUCUGUUCCCCACAGACUUCAACAGCCACAGUAACAGCCCGAGCAAUCAGUCAAACCAGGACCCCAUCACCAGCCAGCCAAGACGUUAUCCACGUGACGUUGCUGAAUGUUCUUGUAAGACUGACUACGGCACACCAACGUUCACCAACUUCACAAUGAGUGGUACAGACUGGAGGAAGCUGACGGACUUCGCCGAGACUGUGGGGAUGAGGUUACUGUUUGACCUGAAUCAGUUCUACCGGGACGAAGAUGGUGGGUGGAAUCCUUCUAACGCCAGGCUGCUGAUGCGAGACGCGGCCGCUAGAGGCGCUCACAUUCUGUGGCAACUGGGGAAUGAACCCAACGCCUACAAACACAAGUUCGGGUUCAGCAUCACAGGACAAAGGUCGGCCCAGGACUACGAUCAACUACAGGACGAGUUGAGCCACUACUUUCUCCCCGCCCACUCUGUCCCUAUAGUAGGUCCUGACGUCACCAGGCCCAAGAGACGCGGCUACACCGACAAACUUAGUGAUGGCCUGAGAACAUUCUCCGUGGACUUCCUGAGAGAGUUCCUGAGCAACACGAGGACCAACUUGACAGCUGUGACGUGGCAUCAGUACUACAUGGACGGCAGGACAGCAGGUGUGAAGGACUUCCUCUCCCCUGAUGUCCUGGACCAGCUGGUGUGGCAGGUAGCCCAGAUGGUGACUGUCAAGAACCAGCUGGCGCUCGGUGCUCCUCUCUGGCUGAGUAAGAAUCUUACAGAUGGUGUCCUACAUGUUAUGUCCUACAGGUGAUGUCCUGCAGGUGGUGUCCUACAGGUGGUAUCCUACAUGUUAUGUCCUACAGGUGUUGUCCUUCAGGUGAUGUCAUAAAAUGUCCUACAAUUCUUAGCAUCUUGACCUGUCUUGACAGCUGGGACGGGAUCAAGGGGGUCAAUUGAGUAACUUCAUUCUCUAAAAUCCAAAAAUACCUGACAUCUUGACCUUCAGAUUCAAAUUUAGCCCCACGGAGCGCGGGGGCUAGUUUAUUGAACAACCCCUUUGAUCCUUUGUGAAAUGAAGCUCAUAAACUUUACAGCACCCAAUUGGAGAGCAUGGGGAGUUCAUGAUUGCCUUCUUAAACUUAGAUGACCUCUCUUGACAGCUGACAUGGGGUCAAGGAGGUAUCAAAUAGUUAAUCUAAGCACUUUAGGCCAAAAUUCAAGCAUUCUUAUUAAU